UUUAAGGUGAUGCACAGUGUUACCAUGCUUUCAGUGAGGGCAAUGUCAGUGUACACUGUUUGAUAUUUACACAGCUUCUGUGGUCCCCUUAGCCGACACAACAUGGUUUGGUGCAGCAGGGUCCUGCUCAGGAAGUAUGGGGGAUUCAUAGACAAUUUGAGAGUCUUUGUAAAAGGUGGGUCUGGAGGAAUGGGCCUUCCGCGUUUAGGUGGAGAAGGAGGGAAAGGAGGUGAUGUCUGGGUGGUGGCAAAAAAUGACGUUACCUUAAAGAAAAUAAAAGACAAAUUCCCAAAUAAGCGAUUUCUUGGUGGAAAUGGCGGCAAUAGCAGUGUUCGUGCACUAAAAGGUGCCUCAGGAUCCUCAUGUCACAUUGAUGUGCCUACAGGAAUAACCAUUACAACUGAUGAUGGACUCAAGAUUGGAGAUCUGGAUAAAGAGGAAGACAGAUUGCUGGUUGCCAGAGGUGGUUAUGGGGGCAUGUUUAGGACUGAAUUCAUUCCAUCUAAAGGCCAGAAAAGAAUAAUCCGCAUGGACCUGAAGCUCAUUGCAGACAUUGGAUUAGUAGGGUUUCCAAAUGCAGGAAAAUCCUCUUUAUUGACCAAAGUUUCUCAUGCAAAACCCCAGGUCGCUGACUAUCCAUUUACAACUGUGAAACCAGAAUUGGGCAAAAUGAUGUAUCCUGAUUUUAAGCAGAUCUCAGUAGCUGAUCUUCCUGGUUUAAUUGAGGGUGCACAUAUCAACAAAGGGAUGGGCCACAAAUUUCUCAAACACGUAGAAAGAACUAAACAGCUACUUUUUGUGGUUGAUGUUGAGGGAUUUCAGCUCUCUCCUAAAACCCCAUUCAGAACUCCUUUUGAAACCGUUCAGUUACUCACAAAGGAGCUUGAGUUGUACAAAAAGGAGCUUUUAGACAAACCUGCCUUGCUUGCAGUCAACAAAAUGGAUCUACCAAAUGCAGAAGACAAAUUUCAAGAACUGGUGCAACAACUAGAAAAAUCACAUGAAUUUCUGAAUUCGCUCCCGGAUGACCUGCUCCCUGAAAGACAAGUAGAGUUUAAGUAUAUCCUUCCUAUCUCUGCUGCCACAGGACAAGGUGUGGAAUCUCUUACAGAUUGUAUUCGGAAGUCACUAGAAGAACAAGCUGAUAUAGAAAUCAGAGAACUGAGUCAAGAGAAACUUCAAAGUCUUCAGACAGUAACUCCUCAAGCAAUAAAUAAGAGACGCAAAAAAACAGUUUCACGAUACUCAUAGCAUUAACUUUAAUCUAUUGAGUUGUCUGAUUUAAAUUCUAACGAUGUAUUUUACAUUUCCAGUUAUAAAUACAGUAUGUGAUAAGUAUAUGCUUUGACUUUUAUAUUUUUGGUAAAUUAGUGAGAUAUUAAGUCUUAAUAAGAAGGUGCUUGCUCAGUUAAUCGGAUGCCAUCUGUUCAGGAAGAAAAAGAAAAUCAUGAAAUUCUAUAAAUCAGCCCAGUAAUCUUGUCAUAUUUUUGCUGAUAAUAACAAAGUGAAUAUAAAGUUUGAAAAGUGUAUAUCACACCAUAUUUAAUAACUUUAGACAGCUCUAAGAAUAUGUAAAUAUCAUUGAUAUUGCCACAAUUAUUUCAGUGGUAGUGUAAUAUAUUUAAUAAUAAAAAAAAAAACUUAUUUGUG
This is a messenger RNA of Bombina bombina (fire-bellied toad), 1650 nucleotides long. It is a transcript of the gene GTPBP10, whose product is annotated as GTP binding protein 10. Gene Ontology annotation, cellular component: mitochondrion. The transcript is spliced from 10 exons. Lineage: Eukaryota; Metazoa; Chordata; Amphibia; Anura; Bombinatoridae. The record is from RefSeq and is a predicted model, not a curated record. Gene Ontology annotation, molecular function: magnesium ion binding; GTP binding; GTPase activity. Bases 103 to 1251 code for a protein of 382 amino acids.